Messenger RNA from Harpia harpyja (harpy eagle), 5552 nucleotides. RefSeq names its product ephrin type-B receptor 5. Gene Ontology annotation, cellular component: plasma membrane; neuron projection. Gene Ontology annotation, biological process: cell surface receptor protein tyrosine kinase signaling pathway; central nervous system projection neuron axonogenesis; protein phosphorylation. The transcript has 19 exons. Gene Ontology annotation, molecular function: transmembrane-ephrin receptor activity; ATP binding; protein binding. The record is from RefSeq and is a predicted model, not a curated record. Bases 371 to 3667 code for a protein of 1098 amino acids. Lineage: Eukaryota; Metazoa; Chordata; Aves; Accipitriformes; Accipitridae.
CGGGGCGGGGGACGGCGGGGGGGGAAGAGAAAAAUCCGUUCCCGGGGAAGGGCCUGGAGAGGAGCGCGAGGAUCGGGACCGCUCGCAAGCAUCCGACCUGUUGAAGGCAUCGAUCGAGGGCCGGGGGCUGUGCCCGGGGCCGGGGGACAAAGCGGCAGUGGGUGCGGAGCGAGCGGGACUUGGCGCUUGCCCGUCGAGAUGGUGUGGCCGACGCGGUGAAAACGGCCUUUGUCCAACUUUUCUGAUGGCGGGAGGCCGGUCGGCACGGCUCUAGCGGGAAGGGCUCCUGCGAAAACUGCUCGAGUAAUGCUGGGAAGUGAAGGGGGUGUUGCUGGAGUCCUGCAGAAGCUCCUUGAAGAGCCAUAGUUAAAUGCUGCCUUUGAAGUCCCUGGAGCAGGAAGGCAGGGGUAGAUGUGUGCUGGUGCAGGUUCCCCAUCCUCGUGGAACGACACAAGGAAGGCUUUGUGGCCUUCUCUGUGGGUGCAGAUGUCUCCCCCUUCUCCCCUUUGAUACUGCAUGUGCCAUAUGCAGAGAAUCAUUAUUUCUGUGGGAAGGCCUCUGUGCUUUGAUUUGGGAAGAUACUAAAACAUUCCAAGAAAUCUCUGACCAUUUCAAGGGAGUGGUGUGUGUUUUUUGGAGAUGGUGGUAUCUACAGAGAAUCUUCAUGGAUUCUAAUGCUGGCAUCAGUGCAAGAAGAGUGGCAGGAAUGGGUUGGCUCUGGGUGGUCUGCUUCCUUCAUCUAGUCACCUCGCUAGAAGAAAUACUUCUGGAUACAACUGGAGAGACUUCAGAGAUUGGCUGGACCACCCACCCUUCUGAUGGGUGGGAUGAGGUAAGUGUCCUGGAUGACAAGAAGCACCUGAUCCGGACCUUUGAAGUCUGUAACGUGGCUGAACCAGGUCAGAAUAACUGGUUGCGUACCCACUUCAUAGAGCGACGUGGAGCCCACCGAGUCCAUGUCCGCCUCCGUUUCUCAGUGAGAGACUGUGCCAGCAUGCGCACUGUAGCCUCUUCUUGCAAGGAGACUUUCACACUCUACUACCACCAGUCGGAAGCUGACAUAGCCUCUCAGGAACUGCCAGAGUGGCGUGAGGGCCCCUGGACCAAAGUGGAUACUAUUGCAGCCGAUGAAAGCUUUUCCCAGGUGGACAGCACUGGGAAGGUGGUAAAGAUGAAUGUUAAAGUACGUAGCUUUGGGCCACUCACCAAGCAUGGCUUCUACCUGGCCUUCCAGGACUCAGGAGCCUGCAUGUCCCUGGUGGCAGUCCAAGUCUUCUUCUACAAGUGCCCAGCUGUGGUGAAAGGAUUUGCCUCCUUCCCUGAAACUUUUGCUGGAGGGGAAAGGACCUCACUGGUGGAGUCACCAGGGACGUGUGUACCAAAUGCUGAAGAGACAAGCACAACUGGGUCUUCAGGUGUUCGGUUGCACUGCAAUGGAGAAGGGGAGUGGAUGGUGGCCAUUGGACGAUGCACCUGCAAGGCUGGCUACCAGCCUGUUGAUGAUGAACGAGCCUGCCAAGCCUGUCCCCUUGGUUUCUUUAAAGUAUCUGUGGGAGAUGACCCCUGCUAUCUAUGCCCUGCCCACAGCCACGCUCCACUGCCAGGUUCCAGUGAAUGUGUUUGUCAGAACCACUACUAUCGAUCUGCUUCGGACAAUUCUGAUGCUCCCUGCACUGGCAUCCCCUCUGCUCCCCGUGACCUUAGCUAUGAAAUUGUUGGCUCCAACGUGCUCCUGACCUGGCGCCUCCCCAAGGACCUGGGUGGCCGCAAGGAUGUUUUCUUCAAUGUCAUCUGCAAAGUAUGCCCAGCAGGGUCCUCAGGGCCUUGUGUGCGCUGUGGGGACAGCGUACAAUUUGAACCACGCCAAGUGGGCCUGACAGAAAGUCGUGUGCAAGUGUCCAACCUCUUGGCCCGUGUGCAGUACACCUUUGAGAUCCAGGCUGUCAACUUGGUGACUGAAUUGAGUUCAGAAGCACCCCACUAUGCCACCAUCAAUGUUAGCACCAGCCAGUCAGUCCCCUCUGCAGUCCCUAUGAUGCAUCAGGUGAGUCGUACUACCAAUAGCAUCACACUGUCAUGGCCUCAGCCAGACCAGCCCAAUGGGAUCAUCCUGGAUUACCAGCUACGCUACUUUGACAAGGCAGAAGAUGAGGAUAAUUCAUUCACCUUGACUAGCGAAACCAACAUGGCCACCAUAUCAAAUCUGAGCCCAGGCAAGAUCUAUGCCUUCCAAGUACGAGCUAGAACAGCAGUAGGCUAUGGCCCAUACAGUGGAAAGAUGUAUUUCCAGACUUUAAUGGGAGGGGAGCGCUCGGAGAUGGUGCAGGACCGACUGCCGCUUAUCGUGGGCUCAGCGCUCGGUGGUCUAGCCUUCUUGGUAAUUGCUGCCAUUGCCAUCCUUGCCAUCAUCUUCAAGAGUAAAAGGCGAGAGACUCCAUACACAGACCGCCUCCAGCAGUAUAUCAGUGCACGAGGACUUGGAGUGAAGUAUUACAUUGAUCCUUCAACCUAUGAAGAUCCCAAUGAAGCUAUUCGAGAAUUUGCCAAGGAGAUUGAUGUGUCCUUCAUCAAGAUUGAGGAGGUCAUUGGAUCAGGAGAGUUUGGAGAGGUAUGCUUUGGGCGCCUAAAACACCCAGGGAAGCGUGAAUACACAGUAGCUAUUAAGACCCUGAAGUCAGGUUACACAGAUGAACAGCGACGGGAGUUCCUGAGCGAGGCCAGCAUCAUGGGGCAAUUUGAGCAUCCCAAUGUCAUCCAUCUGGAGGGUGUGGUCACCAAGAGCCGACCAGUCAUGAUUGUCACAGAGUUCAUGGAGAAUGGAUCACUGGAUUCCUUCCUCAGGCAGAAGGAGGGACAGUUCAGUGUGUUACAGCUGGUGGGCAUGCUACGGGGGAUUGCAGCUGGCAUGCGCUACCUUUCAGACAUGAACUAUGUGCAUCGUGACCUGGCAGCACGUAACAUCUUAGUCAACAGUAACCUUGUGUGCAAGGUGUCAGACUUUGGUUUGUCCCGCUUUCUGGAGGAUGAUGCUUCAAAUCCCACCUAUACUGGAGCUCUGGGCUGCAAAAUCCCCAUCCGUUGGACUGCCCCUGAAGCUGUCCAGUAUCGCAAGUUCACCUCCUCCAGUGAUGUCUGGAGCUAUGGCAUUGUCAUGUGGGAGGUGAUGUCCUAUGGUGAGAGGCCUUACUGGGACAUGUCCAAUCAGGAUGUAAUUAAUGCCAUUGACCAGGACUAUCGCCUGCCACCACCCCCGGACUGCCCAACUGUUUUGCACUUGCUGAUGCUUGACUGCUGGCAGAAGGAGCGGGUCCAGAGACCCAAAUUUGAACAAAUAGUCAGUGCCCUAGAUAAAAUGAUCCGCAAGCCAUCUGCCCUCAAAGCCACUGGCACUGGGAGCAGCAGACCAUCUCAGCCUCUCCUGAGCAACUGUCCUCCAGAUUUCCCUUCACUCAGCAAUGCCCAUGAGUGGUUGGAUGCUAUCAAGAUGGGUCGUUACAAGGAGAAUUUUGACCAGGCUGGUCUGAUUACAUUUGAUGUCAUAUCACGCAUGACUCUGGAAGAUAUCCAGCGUAUUGGCAUCACCCUCGUUGGUCACCAGAAGAAGAUUCUAAACAGCAUCCAGCUCAUGCGAGUCCAUUUGAAUCAGCUUGAACCAGUUGAAGUGUGAUGUUUACACCAUCCUUAUUCCACUAGUCUCAAACUCUGGAAAGGUUCAGGGGAAUUCAGAGGAAUUUUCACUGUAAGAAAAAAGAGAUGUCAGUAUGCUACUUGAAGACUUAAUGCACCCAGAGAGUGCACACUACAUGUCCCGUUCCAUGAACAAAAACAAAGCCUUGUCAUGAUUUGAAAGCAGAGCUAUAUAACUGGUGGCAUUUAAAUGUGGCUGACAUCAUGCAUCGGGAAUGGGUUGGGGGAGGGAAAGUUAUAGUAACAUGGGGAGAAGAUGGAAUAAUAGCUCGGACAGAUCACAAGCACCUGUUGCCUCUUCUCUGCCAACAAAAGGUAUCAGACAAUUUUUAUAAAGCCAUCUGCAGGCUUUAUCUGUGGCUGGGAGCCCAGCAAAGCUACAAAGACAUAAUAAAGGCAACAAAAAAUUACCAUUUUUUUUCCAAAAGGAUGCCAUUAUGGUGUGAGAGAUUAUUACUCAGGUGGAGAUGAGCAUCAGGCUAUCACUUGGUAUGCCAGCUCAGUCCAGAACUGAAGUUCCAGUUAGUGUACAAUAUGUGGUAAGCAAUAAGAUAUGUCACCUGGUAAAGAGGUUGAGAGUAAAGGGCUCAAAAUUCUAUGCUAUAUUUCAUGUGCAGUUACUGGGUCUGCUCUAUGAUCCAGGAGGGAAACUUGCUAAUCCUUUUUGCUGACGCAAGGAACAGCAAGUCCUUGGUGCUACAUAACUCUUUUUAUGGGACUGCAACAGAAUGGAACAAUAAGGAUUCCUAGAAUCCAUCCUCCUGGAUCUGCAAGUGGAGAGGGAAACAAAUAGGUUCUGGUCCUCACAAGCCCAUUCUUAAGAGGACAGGCAUAAGUUGUGAUGUUCUGAAAUCCUGAGCACCCAGAAUUUGGGUUUUGUUUUCUUCUGACCCUCUUACAGACAUUGAAGAACAUGACAAAAAAGUCUGAAGCCCUUUGCUGUUGAAAAAUACUUGCUCUUUUUCUCACCCUAACCAGCUACGUCAAUGUGCACAGGUGAUUGUAUAUUGUUUCUGAAGAAAAUGCAGACCCACGGUAGUCAACUCCAAAUAGACACUUGGAACAAGGGAGGUGAUACUCUUUCACAAGUUUUUGUCAAGAGUGAUCAGGGAAGAGCAUCAGUCCCACAAGUCACUUCAGUCCUUAAAGGAAUAACAGUGUGCUUGGGAUCAGCUAUGUUGUCUGGUAGAGAUGCAUGAGAAUGACCAGAAUGACAGAGCUUAUGACUCCCUUCAGACAGACUAGUACCUGCUUAAGGAGGAGCAGAGCUUCAGGACUGUAUCUUUGUAUCUAUCCCUAGGCAGGAAUAUGAAAACAUGAAGCUGAGCUUGAGAGGUAAACUCAUAAACUAUACACUUGUCUACCUCACCAACACAUUGGAAAGGAAAUGGAAAUGGCCUUGUUAAGCAAGAGCCCAAUGAAGACAUUACAUAAAAAGAUAACCUUCUUUGUGUCUAGAGAGGAAAUAACCCUAGCUGUUCCGAUAUGUCCCCAUCUGUUGGCUCACUGUGAACUAGUCAUGAACUUACUGUAUUUCUCCAGCUGUCAAGGUUAGAAUAGCACAACUUCUGCAGAUACUACUCCUGUACAGAUUUAAGGAUUCUCCCAGUCAACCCAGCAAUUGAAGACUGAGAAGCCACAUUUAAUAUGUAUUGAAGAGUCCCAUAACAUGACAGGAGGUGCUCCAGAAUAGUUGCACUAGAACAGCCAACACAGUUGACUCUUUAUUACACCAUUAGAGCAACAUUAUUGUUAAUUUUUUUUAGUUGACGAGGGAGAAUAGCAGUGCAUUCUUUCAAGAUAUAAAAAAGUCAAUACAAAAACAAUACAAGGAAACGAGAAUAAAACAUUGAUGGCAGUACAAA